Saccharomyces kudriavzevii IFO 1802 is the source of this 945-nucleotide messenger RNA. It is a transcript of the gene CTL1, whose product is annotated as polynucleotide 5'-phosphatase. Gene Ontology annotation, molecular function: polynucleotide 5'-phosphatase activity. Bases 1 to 945 code for a protein of 314 amino acids. The record is from RefSeq and is a predicted model, not a curated record. Gene Ontology annotation, cellular component: mRNA capping enzyme complex. The transcript has a single exon. Gene Ontology annotation, biological process: polynucleotide 5' dephosphorylation; 7-methylguanosine mRNA capping. NCBI's taxonomy places the organism in Eukaryota, Fungi, Ascomycota, Saccharomycetes, Saccharomycetales, Saccharomycetaceae.
AUGCCUGAUCAGCCUGAAAUUCAUUCCAACAAGAGUGGUUCUCACGACGACGCCAGCACAAAAGUUGCUGAUAGUGAUGUGGUUCGGAAGCUGGGAAGUUUACAUAUCUCGAAAACAACUAGGCCAGUUAAAUCAGCAAGGCUACCAAAGAACUCCGGUGCUGUCAAGAAGUUCCAUAAACACGUCUGUAAACUGGUAUGGACUCAUCUUACUCGUAUUCGUAAAGAUUCGAUACCCCAUAUUGAAAUCGAAAUUAAAUUUGGCAUGAUAACAGACAAAAAGACACAUCGCAGAAUAGCACAUCGCAGUAAGCCUUCCAUUGUUCAGGGUAGUAAUGGUCGCUUGGUAUCUAAUGUUUCCGGAAAAACGUUCUCGAGAUUUCAAGAAUUACUCUGUUCAAAGCCUGUAAAUACAAAAAUAGGUUCACUAAGCGCUGUCAGACGGGCACAAACUUAUACGAAAGAUACGAUAUAUAACGUUAAGAACGUUCCCAAAGCCGAUAGGCUAGCUUCCUGGCGUUGUUCAGAAGACCUGAAAAGCAAGGAAUCAAAAAGCACUUAUAUCAAAAAGAUUCGCGUCAAGGAUCUUCUUCUUCAUUAUCCUCAAAGUUCACUAGACGCUAAAGUUAGCAUCAGUAUUGAAGUACCUCAGUACGAAAUUUCAGCCUUUUUAGGGAAUGAUUCUGUAUUACAAAGAUUUAAAGAGCGCUCUACCUACUGCUUCGAUGAUAAGAUGAUACCUUUGCACUUGGAUUUGACUAAAGUUACUACUAAGCGGAAUGGGCUUUCCCAUCAAUUCACAACACGUGAAGUAGAGGUAGAGAUGAAUCCUAUAUUCAAAGAUACCAUUUUUGCCAAUGAUGAAGAAAAGUUUGAUGAUUACAUGAAUUUGUUUUUACACACAAGCAAUCUCAUUUGUAAGGCAGCUGAGCCCGAAAAACAAUGA